Hirundo rustica (Barn swallow) is the source of this 1151-nucleotide messenger RNA. RefSeq names its product histone H3. Lineage: Eukaryota; Metazoa; Chordata; Aves; Passeriformes; Hirundinidae. Gene Ontology annotation, cellular component: nucleosome. Gene Ontology annotation, molecular function: protein heterodimerization activity; DNA binding; structural constituent of chromatin. The record is from RefSeq and is a predicted model, not a curated record. The coding region runs from base 36 to 446 and encodes 136 amino acids. The transcript has a single exon.
UUCUCUGACGUGGGCUGUAAGGGUAGGGGAUUACUAUGGCUCGCACAAAGCAGACGGCGCGUAAGUCGACGGGCGGGAAGGCGCCCCGCAAGCAGCUGGCCACCAAGGCUGCCCGCAAGAGCGCGCCGGCCACGGGCGGCGUCAAGAAGCCGCACCGCUACCGGCCCGGCACGGUGGCGCUGCGCGAGAUCCGGCGCUACCAGAAGUCGACGGAGCUGCUGAUCCGCAAGCUGCCCUUCCAGCGCCUGGUGCGCGAGAUCGCGCAGGACUUCAAGACCGACCUGCGCUUCCAGAGCUCGGCCGUCAUGGCGCUGCAGGAGGCCAGCGAGGCCUACCUGGUGGGGCUCUUCGAGGACACCAACCUGUGUGCCAUCCACGCCAAGCGCGUCACCAUCAUGCCCAAGGACAUCCAGCUGGCCCGGCGCAUCCGCGGCGAGCGUGCUUAAGUGUCCUGCCCUUCUAACUUUAAACUGAAAGGCUCUUUUAAGAGCCACCACAACAUCACCGAAGAGAGCUGUUGUCCCUGUUACGGGGCGGGUACGGGCAGCCUGUGCCAAGCACUUUCCAGUGCCCAAGGCAGUGUCAGUUCUGAGGAUAAGUGGAGGCAGUGCAGGCUUUCCAGUAUCCAGUCCUGCUAUCCUCUUGAGGGUCCACCGUCUAAAGCUGCCGGUGCUGGGAGGGUGUAAGGGGCAGUGCGUAAAUGUAAGUGAGAGCGGUACCUAGAGAACAGGCAGCCUUUGGAAGCGGGGUGGGCGGGAGGACUUGAGAGUACAGGGCUCGCGGCAAAGGCUGCGCAUUUCCCCGGACGCAAAUGGGUGCCCUUCGCUGUUUCUUCUUCCCGCUCUGUCCCGCCCACCGAAUGGCAAAGAGGGGAGCGCCAUUUCAGGAGCUUCCCUCCCCUUCCAGGCUGUCGCGGUAAAAUGGGUGCCGCCAGAGAGGCUACGGCAACCGCCGUUACCCCCGACCUACCCCGCCCGCCCGCUCGCCUUCUAUUUUCUCGCUCGUGGGUUCCUUCCUGGCCCUUUAGAAAACGGGUCUGGGUUGAGCGGGUGAUGAAUGGGGAAAUAAGGAACGCGGGAGGAGCGGGGUAAGCAGCUGCAGGCUUCGCAGAAGCCUGGAAAAAACGAAAUCCCUCCCCACUUCCCUCCAAC